GUGACGGGGGUCCUUCCAGAUGGCUAAAGCGAGUGUGAGUGAGCGGCACCACUGGACAAUUGGCAAUGCGAUAUGAUCAGCAGGAAGCUCUCCAAUGAUGGCAGCGAGACGUAUGUGUAUAUGCCUCGUAUAUAUGUCUCGUAUGUGUGCUUCAGUAGACAGGAGGAGGGAUUCAAGUGCGAGCCCGCGCAAACCACUCUCACAGUCGGUGUUGUUGUCUUCUCUCUGUGUGUGUGUGUUGCUGUUGCGAGCGUGUGUGCCUAUGUGCGCUGUGUAUGGGCCGGCGUGGGUCGUAGCGCUGUGAAGGGAAGGCUCUUGGUAGGGGAGGUUUCCUUCUGAUGUUGAUAGUGUGGGCUCGCCAAAAGGGAUCGAAUACACACGCAAGCUGGG
Molecule: messenger RNA, 390 nt
Organism: Williopsis jadinii
Lineage: Eukaryota; Fungi; Ascomycota; Saccharomycetes; Phaffomycetales; Wickerhamomycetaceae
Exons: 1
Coding region: 95-304 (69 amino acids)
Source: RefSeq, a predicted model, not a curated record